UGCAACUGGCAAAGAUCGGGAAAAACUAGACAUGUUUAGAUUCCUUGAGGAAUCAGCAUUUGCACAUACGAAGACCGUAUCCAAUGUUGCUCCAGUAGCCGCUGAAAUUCCACAAAAUAUUACCAGUAGCCCAGAGUCUGUCAACCAAAAUAUUAACGAAGAGAAUACAGAAAGUAAUCUAAUAAAUGCACCAUAUACUUCUCAGAACGUGUCAUUAGCGAAAAGUGAAGCUUCAAUGGACUUUUCAGCUAUUGAUAUGGCAGAAAACCAUAUGAGUCUUAUCAGAUAUAGCGAACAAGAUGCUCAUAAUACGUCCACGUCAUUUACGAAUGAGACUACAGAUUCUAAAUUAAUUGACGAAAUGCUGGCUAUAGACGAUUUGAAGAGCCCUGGGUAUUCUGUUCGACCUGAAAUGUCUGUGCUAAUCUCAUCCCGGCCGACUGACGAGGCACUUGAGAGUUUAAAGAAUUACGGUUAUGAGUUUGUGAAUUACUAG
Molecule: messenger RNA, 496 nt
Organism: Agrilus planipennis (emerald ash borer)
Lineage: Eukaryota; Metazoa; Arthropoda; Insecta; Coleoptera; Buprestidae
Exons: 3
Coding region: 32-496 (154 amino acids)
Source: RefSeq, a predicted model, not a curated record